AUGGCACAAAAAAAUUGUGAACUCCAUGCAGUUUUCGUGCCAUACUUUACACCAAGUCACAUGAUUCCCUUAGUUAAUACAGCCAGACUUUUUGCUAGCCAUGGUGUCAAAGUUAGUAUUAUCACCACCCUGUACAACGCCCUCCUUUUCGAGUCCUCUGUGGAUGGUUCUGGUCACCAAAUAUUCGUUCACAAACUCAAGUUCCCAUCAGCUGAAGUAGGCUUACCAGAAGGGAUUGAAAACUUCAGUGCAAUCACUGCCCCAGAAAUGGCUAUGGGUGUAUUUAUGGGGAUCGCUUUGCUUCAAAAACCCAUCGGAGAUCUUAUUGUUGAGCUUCAUCCUCACUGCAUUGUUUCAGACGUGUGCCUUCCAUGGACUGUGGAUGUAGCCGAGCAACUGAAGAUACCUAGACUUAUGUUUUAUCCACAAAAUGUAAUGUUCCACUGUGUUGAACAUUGUUUGAAGCUGUAUACACCUCAUCAGAAGGUAAGUUCAGAUUCAGAAAGUUUCUUGAUACCGGGUUUACCAGAUAAGAUUCAAAUGAAAAGAUCUCAACUACCAGAUGAUGUGAAAAGCAAACCUGAAGGACCAUACUGGGAGUUGAUGAAGAAAAUUAAAGAAUCAGAACCUCGGAGCUAUGCCAUGAUUCAUGACACUAUAUAUGAUCUAGAGCCUAGUUAUGCUGAGCUUUACCAGAAUAUCAAAGGUAAAAAACCAUGGCUCAUUGGUCCUUUGUUUCAUUUUUCAAAGAAGGAAGAGGCAAGCAAUUCAAGAGAUACUCCAGUUCAAGAGCGACACAACUGCUUAAGUUGGCUAGAUUCUCAAGAACCAAAUUCUGUUGUGUACAUUUGUUUUGGAAGUAUUGGAAGGUUUUCUGAUGCUCAGCUCACUGAAAUAGCCUUGGCUCUACAGGCCUCGAAUUCAUCCUUUCUUUGGGCGGUAAGAAAGGGAGACAAAGCCCAAGAUAAUGAGCAAGAAAGCUGGAUGCCUACUGAAUUCAAGGAAAACAUGCUUACAAACAACAAAGGUUUGAUAGUCAGAGGAUGGGCACCACAAUUGAAGAUCUUGAACCAUCCAGCGACUGGAGCGUUCAUAACUCACUGUGGCUGGAACUCCACUUUGGAAUCUCUCACAGCGGGUGUGCCUAUGCUCACAUGGCCAUUGUUCGCAGAGCAGUUCUACAAUGAGAAGCUGGUGGAGGUUCUUGGGUGUGGGGUCGGGGUUGGAGCAGAGGUGUGGCAUAAUAGUUUUGACAUCACUGAUACAAUUAUCAAGAAGGAGAAGAUAGAGGCGAGUUUGAAUAUGUUGAUGAACACCUCCAAGGAAAGUGAAAAGAUGAGAAGUAGAGCAAAAGACGUUGAAGCAAUGAUUAAGAGGGCUGUGGAAAAAGGAGGCUCUUCUUAUAAUCAUCUAACGGCAUUAAUAGAGCAGCUCAAGCGCCAUGUUUUUGGCACCUUGGAAGAAUAAUUGAAAAUUUAGUACAUUGAGC
Messenger RNA from Lycium barbarum (goji berry), 1489 nucleotides. RefSeq names its product nuatigenin 3-beta-glucosyltransferase-like. Bases 1 to 1467 code for a protein of 488 amino acids. The record is from RefSeq and is a predicted model, not a curated record. The transcript has a single exon. Gene Ontology annotation, molecular function: UDP-glycosyltransferase activity. Lineage: Eukaryota; Viridiplantae; Streptophyta; Magnoliopsida; Solanales; Solanaceae.